Molecule: messenger RNA, 7078 nt
Organism: Gadus chalcogrammus (walleye pollock)
Lineage: Eukaryota; Metazoa; Chordata; Actinopteri; Gadiformes; Gadidae
Gene: dagla
Product: diacylglycerol lipase, alpha
Exons: 21
Coding region: 752-4030 (1092 amino acids)
Biological process (GO): lipid metabolic process
Cellular component (GO): dendrite membrane; postsynaptic membrane
Source: RefSeq, a predicted model, not a curated record
UUGUGCCCUACAUGUUGCCUUGUAAGGUGUACGCAAAUUACGCAGAUCUGAUUUUGUCCAUACACAAGGAAUGGUUGUAAGGUCAAAGAUGACGUAAGUUCUCUACGUAAAACGCGCAGAAACCAAAAGGCAUGUCACGAAGGGAGGCGUAAUAGGAAAAGGGAAUCGCAGCGACGUACCUUUUCCGGGAGAAAUAAUGUUCUGGGGGGUGGGCCCAUUUUCUGGGACCUGAUGCCGCCGCUGCCAGGCUAUGAAAGACUGGCUAACGUGAUGGUGAACGGAGGGCUCUCCGGUGAAUUCUACGGGUAGCCCAGUUCCCAAUCUCACCGGGUGCGUUGAAUAUAGGCUACAGAUUGUGAUAAACGCCGACAUGAACGGGAAAAGCCACCUAGUCAAUGAACUGCUACAGCCGACGACGUGUUGCAACAAACCCAGCCUGUGAAGGGAACAACGCGCGUUGACAUAGAUCUUUGGUGGACACUGUUGGACGGUAUGUGCGGAGCCCAUUGGUCAGAUAGACUACCUGUGGGACCUUCCAAUUCUAAAUAUCCGUCAAUAUAUAGAUUUAGAUCCUGGGUUGUCUGCUGCAAUUACGCCUUUGUAGUAAUUUAUUUCAUCGGAAGGACAUUGACAUUCUGAUCAUAAACCGCUGGUGUCUUGGAUCGAGCAGUUUUCCUUUGAGGGAUAUGGGACAGCGGACGGAACCGGUCUUUUUGGUUUUGACAAGGCAUCUUCAAAACACAGGGCAGUGAUGCCUGGCAUGGUGAUGUUUCGGCGGCGCUGGUCAGUCGGGAGCGAUGACCUGGUGCUGCCCGCACUCUUCCUCUUCCUGCUGCACUGCAUCUGGCUGGUGGUGCUGUCUGUGGUGCUAUUCGGCCUGCCGUACGGCUCGGAACAGUCCUGUACGGUGACACUGGUGGACCACGGGCGCGGCUACCUGGGAAUACUGGUCAGCUGCCUCAUUUGUGAGAGUGCCAUCAUGUGGCUGAGCAUGCGCGGCAGCAUCCUGUACACACAGCCCAGGGAAGCAGUGCAGUACGUCCUUUAUAUACGCCUUGCCAUUCUGGUAGUAGAGCUGGUCUAUGCAGUGGUGGGCAUUGCCUGGCUCGUCCAAUAUUACCAACCAUGCUCUGAUGUCACCGCCAAGAACGUGGCCCUGGGGAUCGUGGCAUGUAACUGGAUGGUGAUCUUCAGCGUGUGCUUCACCCUUAUGUGCACCUUUGACCCCACGGGGCGCACCUUCGUGAAGCUCAAAGCCACCCGCCGGCGCCAACGCAACCUCACCACAUACACACUCAGACAUCGGCUGGAAGAGGGCCAGGCCAGCAGCUGGAGCAGGAGACUCAAGUUCUUCAUGUGCUGCAGCAGGGCCCAAGACACGCAGUCGGAUGCCUACUCUGAGGUGGCCAGCCUGUUUGCAGAGUUUUUCCGAGACCUGGACAUUGUGCCUAGUGACAUUAUUGCUGGUCUGGUUUUGCUCAGGCAAAGACAGAGGUCCAAAAGAUUCUCAAUCCUGGACCAGGCAAAUAAUGACAUUUUGGCCUUCCUUUCCGGAAUGCCUGUCACUCGCAACACGAAAUACCUUGACCUCAAAAACUCGACGGAGAUGGGCAUGUACAAGGAGGUGUGCUACUACAUGCUGUUUGCCCUUGCUGCAUAUGGCUGGCCCAUGUACCUUAUGAGGAAGCCUGCUUGUGGGCUGUGCCGUCUUGCCAGUUCGUGCCCAUGUGUGGUGAAUGGCUCCCGCCUGUCCCAGAGUGUGACUGGUGAGGAGGACAACUGUUGUGGUUGUAACGUCCUGGCCAUCCGCAGACACUUCCUGGAUAGGGAACUCAAGCAGGUCCACAUUGUCUACACUUCCUGCCAUGAUGCUGUGUAUGAGACGCCAUUUUUUGUGGCAGUGGAUCAUGGCACCAAAAAGGUUGUGAUCAGCAUUCGAGGGACCUUAACCCCAAAGGACGCCCUGACUGACUUGACUGGGGACUCUGAACGUCUUCCUGUGGAGGAGCAACAAGGAAACUGGCUGGGACACAAGGGGAUGGUUUAUUCAGCCGAAUACAUUAAGAAGAAGUUGGAGCAGGAAAUGAUCCUGUCACAAGCCUUUGGGAGGGACUUGGGUAAGGGCACCAUGCACUAUGGUCUGGUGAUUGUGGGACACUCUCUCGGUGCGGGCACCGCUGCUAUCCUGUCCUUCAUGUUGCGGCCUCAGUACCCCUCCCUCCAGUGCUACUCCUACUCUCCACCUGGCGGCCUUCUCAGUGAGGAUGCCAUGGAGUACUCGAAAGACUUUGUGACAUCUGUGGUGCUGGGCAAAGACCUGGUCCCAAGGAUCGGCCUCUCACAGCUGGAGGGGUUCCGGCGCCACCUGCUGGAAGUCUUACAGAAAAGUAACAAGCCUAAGUGGAGGAUAAUCGCGGGCGGCACCAAAUGCAUUCCAAAGUCUGAGCUUCCUGUCGAGGAGGAUGUGGUCCAAGUCCAACCUGCUGCCCCCCCAAAUAGCCGCCUCUGGCUCCACCCCAGUGACCUCAGCAUCGCCCUGUCGGCCUCCACGCCUCUCUACCCCCCGGGCAGGAUCAUCCACGUGGUGCACAACCACCCUCCAGAAACCUGCUUUGGCCAGGAGGAGCCCACCUACUCAGCCCUGUGGGGGAACAACAAGGCCUUCGAUGAGGUCAUCAUCUCCCCGGCCAUGCUUAACGAACACAUGCCUCACAUGGUGAUGGAGGGCCUAAACAAGGUGCUGGAGAAUUACAACAAAGGAAAGACUGCUUUGCUGUCUGCAGCCAAAAUCAUGGUUAGCCCCACGGAAGUGGACUUAAACGCAGAGACCAUCUUCAUGGGUGCCUCGACAACUUCACACCAACCCACGCCGAUCGGCCAGCACCGGCGGAACAGCAGUGUUCGCCUAAAAGAGUUGUCACGCUCCUGUGCCCACUCCGAGCUCUCCCUUGAGGGCUUUUCUGAGUGCCCUCCCCCCCCGGCGCCCGUUGUGCUGCGGGGGGCCCGCGAGCGCCUCACCGUGGAGCUCCGGGGGGGCAAAGCCCCGCUGGCCGUCAUGGAGAGCCUGUCGGACGCCGAGUCCGUGUACAGCCUGGACUCCCGGCGCUCCUCGGCCGCACUGCGGGGCUCUCCCAUGCUGGCUUGCCUCCCCUUCCCCCUGGAUGCCCCCAUCCCCGAGGAGAACCCCUCCCUCAGCUCGCGCACCGAGCUGCUGGGGGCCGACUGCCUGUGCCCGGGCACUCCGGAGCACCUGGGCGAGUCGGGACCCUACUUCGCCUCCUCGGAUUCCGUAGCCAGCCCCGAGUACGGCAUGCGCCUCUCCCCCGGCACGGCGCACUACGGCGGGAACCACUGCCUAGCUCUGCGGGGUCAGGGCGCGACUCAGGCUUCUCCUCCUUCACCUCCUCUCAAUGCCGGGUUCGGCGGCGGCCUCCAGGAGGACGGCUGCGCUGUGAUGCCCGCCGUCUACAGUCCGAGGAGCACUCCUCCCCAUCAGCCGAGUCCUCCGGCUGGCUGCAGGCCCGCAGACUCCUCAGACGGGGAGGACUGGGCCACAGAGAAUGGCCAGUCGGGUGUGGAAGCGGGGCUGGCGGCGGCCUCCUCCACCCCCGAUACGCAACUGUCCAAUGGUAACCCGAGCCAGGCGGUGCUGGAGUUUGCCCAGUAUCUGGACUCCCUGUUCAGGUUGGACGGCAGCAGCUCCCCGCCACUGGAGCUGUCCGACGGGGAGUCCGAGUCGGGCCGCGGCUCCUACCUGGAGCAAGAGGAAGGUCUGGGUGAAGGACAGUCUAUGGACGAUAAGCGGCUUCUGGCCAGAGCCAUAGUGGAGCCCAACUUGGUUCCUAAGCCCCCUCGCACUUUUGCUGGAUCCGCGGACCCUUCCUCUGGCAUCUCCCUGUCCCCUUCCUUCCCCCUCUCUUCGUCCGGGGAGCUCAAUGACCUGUCCCCCGGUGAGGGGGCCACACACUCUCUACGAACAUCUCCUCCCGGCCACUACCCUGAAGAGAAUACUGUAUCAUCCAUGGUGUGAGGAACCGCCUAAACUCCUGCCCUAACUUUAUAUGAGAGCAUCCAUCCGAUAUUCAAAAAGCAUAUCACAGAAAAUGCAUGCGAUGGAAUGCAGUCUGUCAUACAAGUCAUGUAUCAGAGACACAACAACAGUACCAAUAUUGACUGAUCUAUAAACUCUUCAUUUUUUUCAGGUGUCUUUUAUGAAUGCUAUGUUGAGCAUUUUUCACACUUUUGCAACAACUGUAAAGAACAAAAUUACAUUCUGCAUGCCAGAGAACAGUGCUGCUUUUUGGGUGAAUUAUUGUAGCUUUUCAUUGCCAUUCCAAUUCAAUACUAUCUCACUCCAUCAAGUGAGCAUUACAUAAGCAUGAUAUUCAUUCAAUGACAAGACAUAACUCAAUUGAAUUGACAACUGUGCAGGGAUUUAAACAAUUUAAACAAUGACAGCAACAUCAACAACCAGACACUGUAGAAGAGGUUAGAAUAGGCACACUGUUGUAGUUUAUAUACCGUGUACUUUUCUGGACCCUUAGCAACCUGGCUCUACAUCCAGGCCUUACUUUUAUUUUAAUCAAGAAUGUGAAACGCAAGAGAAAAUGAUGAUCAAACAAAGGGAGGAUGAUGGAAAAUAUGCCUCAGGUUUACCGGGAAUCGUCUUGUGGGACGAAAAGAAGUGUUCUUUAUUGAUGAAAAUUCAUGUGUCUUAAAAUAUUGAUAGAUGAGAUAUUGAAAGAUGUUAUUCAGAUCUUUUGAUUCUUUCAGUUUUGCCAUUUGUGGUGCAUGAUGUUCUUUUUGAAAGUGCUACUAAGCCACUUAACAAUUCACAUUUAGAUCAUCUCGCACAUCUCCAAAUGCUUUAUUUGCCCCUUUGCCAAAAAAUAAUGCAAUGUAUUGCCAAAUGUAUUUAUGAGAUAUAAUAUUAUGUAUGAAUGUGAAUAUUGUUCAAGUUAGGUAGACGGCAUUCAAGCUGAGCCCACAGGAGAGGAGGAUUUACACCACACGUUAUCUGCCUCUUCACCGGUCAAUUGUUUUUUCUCGUGCCCAUCGUGUGAUGUAGCCGCCCCAUAGAAAAGGAUAUCCUGACCUUGUCUCACUGCCAUGGCGCCAAUUCCAGAGACUGGAAACCCAUCCUGUAUCUCCAGUUCUCAACAUCUAACUGACAAGCAUCUUAACUACCACACUGUUGUUGUUGUUUUUUGAUGCAGUUGUACUUUUUUUAGUAUGUUUUGAUGGGUCCCACUGGUGAUCAGAGAAGCAGGUAAACUCACUCAAGUCGGUUCUACCUAUCAGGUCAAGGUCAAAGUCAAGGCGCUAUUGGUAAAUGACUGCCUGUCUGAAACAAAAACUGAAUGAGGGAUUUACUAAGAGGCUGGUUCACCAGGCAUUUACCUGUGAGUGAAGCAUCCUGGGAGAUGUUGUGUCGUGGUGGAGGUUGUGUAGAGAGUGUUAUUUCUUGUCAAGGUGCUAGCUCUUGACGCAUUUACUUCCCUUUAAAAAUGGUUCAACACAAGCAACCUUGGGUGUCUGACCGGAGAAUACAUAUUGGUCUGCUCUAUGGCAUACGAUCUUCCAUAUCAUUUAAAUGAUUGGUUCGCAGUUUGCGUUAUUUAUUAUCAUGAAUGUCAUCAUCUUUAUUGCUGUUAGAUGGAAUAUUAUACUUAUAUUACUUUUUUGAAACAGGUUGGAUUUAUCUUCUGUAAGUGUUAUUUCAGGGAGUUAUGGGGAUUUUCUUUUGUACGAUUUACACAGGAAUAAAAAACGAUCAAUGUGGAUUUUAUUUUGUUUGGUUCCAAUUGAAAAGUAUGAGACGUGUCAAUGCAUGGCCAUAUUUUUAUUUGUUUUUAUCAAGUCAAGGUGGCGACAAUGCUCUAUAAUUAAAGCCACCUCACAGUGAGCUAUAUUAUAUUCAGUUAUACACACCAACAAAGCAGUAUCAGGUAGUUGCACUGUUAGGAACUGGAUUGUGGGAAGACGAAGCAGCCAUGUUCUUACCAGUUUACAGACACCAAAUGUAUUCAUUGUGUCAGCUCCAGUAAUCACAAGAUGUCACUUUUGUACAAUAGCUUUGCUUUCUGGAGUCACAAGCCAAGCAUUACUGAAAGAAAACCCUACUGUAUAGUACAUCCUCACAAAGACAUGCACAGCACUGUCUGUUUUUGUGUAAUUAUUUAUGCAGAUCUCUACUUAAAAAAAGAAAUUCCAAAUAUAAUAAUCUAGGAAAUCACUGUAUUAAGAGGAAGAGAUAUAUUAUAAUCUAUAUCAAUAUUGACAUAUAAAGUUUAUAGAAAAAAAGAAUAUAUUUAGACAGAACUAUAACAGAUCAAACUAUUGGCAGAAUUUAAUAGAUUAGGAAAUUGGUCUGUAUUUAAAGUAUUCAGAAUAAUUCAACUCUGUCUUGUCCAUGUUUACUUGGUUUGCUUCCCUCCCCUCCUUCCCCAGAAUCAGAAUGUUUCUAAUCUUUCCCUUCCCUCCCUACCCCAGAAUCAGAAUGUAUCUAAUCCCUCCCUACCCCAGAAUCAGAAUGUUUCUAAUCCUUCCCUUUCACUGCCCUGCCUGUAACGGAAUAAAGCAAAACCAACUACCAAGACUCAUCUGUCUCUGCGAUCGUCAUGUUUGUUCGAAGUGAAGUCUUUUUUAUGUUUUUAUUUAUUUUUUAAUUUAGAAUUUGCACAACCAGAUUAUUUAAGAUUGUCAACCUCUUGUUUUGUGUCUAACCAUUAGUUUCAUCCAUCAAUUUUGCCUACACUUUGCACUAAUUCAAGAAGUGCUUCAAGAUAAUCUACAAACUGAACAUAACAUGGCCUAAUGCUUAGUCCUUUGAUUCUUAAACUUGUUUCCUUCAUGACAAACCAUAUGGUAUAGUUCAUCCAUCCUCCUCAGCUGUGAAAAUGUCAUGGUUGAAGUAUAGCAUAUUAUUGAAAUGAAGGAAAAAGUCCUCAAAAGGGACAUAGCUUGAGGGUGUGGUCUUACUCCAUAGCAAGGCAGCAAAAAAAGGCUUGUUUUAAAGAGUAUGUUUUUGAACGUGAUGUAGGUAGGCUACCAUGGAGCUUGUCACGUUCCUGUUGUC